Cucumis sativus (cucumber) is the source of this 1538-nucleotide messenger RNA. RefSeq names its product glycosyltransferase BC10. The record is from RefSeq and is a predicted model, not a curated record. NCBI's taxonomy places the organism in Eukaryota, Viridiplantae, Streptophyta, Magnoliopsida, Cucurbitales, Cucurbitaceae. Gene Ontology annotation, cellular component: membrane. Bases 182 to 1312 code for a protein of 376 amino acids. The transcript is spliced from 10 exons. Gene Ontology annotation, molecular function: glycosyltransferase activity.
UUAUUAAGAAACAAAUCUAUUAAUUAGUAUUAUUUUGUAACUUAAGGAUGAUUAUUAUUAUUAUAACAAAAACUACAAUAAUUCAAUUUAAAGCACCAAACCAUGGAAAAGCAUAUUAGUGACUGAUUCAAUCAUCAAGAAACAAAAAAAAAAAAAAGGUGAAGAAGAAGAUCAAACAAAAAUGACAAAGAAGAAAGGUUCGACGAUGACGGUAUGCCCGCCGUUGAAGGUGGUGGUGCUUCUGUGUGCCAUUCUGUUGACAUUGGCCAUACUGUUAUUCCAUUCUGAUGAGUUUAAGCUAAUUCAAUCCUCCAACUUCACCUACCAAUUCAAAAACAAUGGUUUUGGUCAUAGCCAUGGCUUCCAUUCACCUCCUAAGAUUGCAUUUUUGUUCCUUACUCGUAAAAAACUUCCUCUUGAUUUUCUUUGGGCCAACUUCUUCAAGAAUGGAGAUCAAGCCAAAUUUUCUAUUUACAUUCACUCACAGCCAGGCUUUGUGUAUGACAAAUCAAACACCAAAUCUCCUAUCUUUUAUAACAGACAAUUAAACAACAGUGUUCAGGUACUAUGGGGAGAGUCCACCAUGAUAGAAGCCGAACGCCUGCUAUUCAGUGCAGCUCUUGACGAUCCAGCAAAUCAGAGAUUUGUCCUUCUUUCGGAUAGCUGCAUUCCUCUGCAUAACUUCAGCCAUACUUACAAUUAUCUGAUGUCUUCUAGAAAAAGUUUUGUCGACAGUUUUUUUAAUGUUGACGAAGGUCGAUAUAAUCCCAAGAUGUUGCCGGUGAUAUCUCAGGAAAAAUGGCGAAAGGGUUCUCAGUGGAUUACUUUGGUGAGGAGACAUGCUGAAAUGGUAGUGAAUGAUGAAAUAAUCUUUCCUCUCUUUAAGAAAUUUUGUAAGCGAUGGCCGCCGGCAGACCACGACACUGGAAGGAAAACAACUGAGAAGCAUCAUCCCAACUGCAUACCAGAUGAGCAUUAUGUGCAGACUUUACUUUCAAUAAGGGGUCUGGACGAUGAACUCGAACGACGAACGUUGACAUACUCGACUUGGAACAGUUCUAUUCCAAAAGAGGACAAAAGGUCUUGGCAUCCAGUUACGUUUUAUUAUCCAGACGCAACUCCUCAGACAAUCAAAGAAAUAAAGGAAAUCAAUCACAUAGACUUUGAAUCCGAACACCGAACAGAGUGGUGCAGUGUUAACUCAAAGUACACGUCGUGUUUUCUGUUUGCAAGAAAGUUCACUCCAGGGGCGGGGCUGCGGAUCCUGGAAAAGGAUUCAUCGGAAAAUCCAGUUGACGGAAAACAUGGGUGAGAAAAAGAUGAAGAAUAUUGUUGUAGAUGACAGAUGGAUUUAGGAGAUUUUAUAAGCACUGUAUUUAAAGGGGUUGGUUUCUUUCUUUCUUUCUUUGAUUUUUCAUUGAUAUAUGGUGAAGAGAAUAUGUAUGUGUUGAAAGUUUAGUUAUGAGUAUGAAGUUUAGCUAAAAUUUUGAUAGUCUUAAUCUAUAAUAUAUUAAAAGAUCAACUUUUUGUUUGGACAA